Molecule: messenger RNA, 612 nt
Organism: Chironomus riparius
Lineage: Eukaryota; Metazoa; Arthropoda; Insecta; Diptera; Chironomidae
Source: the annotation of a GenBank genome assembly
ACCAUUAAGUGUUGAGAAGUCAUUCAAUAAAAUCGUCCACACUCUUAAAAAAAAAGUCUUUAAAAAAAAUAAAGUGCAUUUAAAUAUGAAGAAUUUAAUUUUGUGCUUAAUAAUGAUUGCAAUUGUGCAUGCAUAUCCAAUUGAAGAACAACCAAGUGAAAAUAGAGAUGAUUUGUCAAGAAUUUUCGAAAAUAUUCCUGAGGAUAUGAUCACUGACGAUAGCUUUUACAAAAUUAAUGAAAUAAUUAACGAAAUUAAAAGCAAAUUUCCGACAAAUGUCAUCGAUGUUCCAACAUUCUGUCCACCCGGAACGAAACUUCAUGGAGGCAUUUGCAGACCUGUGUUUUAAAAAAAAAUUAUUAAAUAUCUAUUUUGAGCGAUUAAAAUGCUCUAUUUUUAAUAUAUUUAUUCAAUAAUGCUUGCCUUGACUACUUCGAGGAGCUUGGGAAUAAUUCAAAAAAUAAUUAAAUCUUAUUGUACGAAUAAUGUUUAUUGUUUAUUAUUAUUGGCAUUUUUUAUUCAAAAAAAAUAUGGUGUGAAGGUUUAAUAUUAUCUUUGUGACAAAUAAAAAUAUUUGUAAUAAAAAGACUGAUUAUCCUAUAGAUAAUUCAA